CUUCUGUUUUUUGAGAUGGCAAAAAAGGUGGAUCGAAGGUAUGGGAAACGUCCACUUCCAUCCGAAAUAUCGGAGGAUCAAAGCAAAUCAGCAGCAUCUCCAUGGCCUGAACCAUCGGACAUGACGGCCAUGGUCACUGCUCUUACUCGAGUCAUGGGAUCCGAUGAGCACCAGCAGCAGCAGCAGCAUAGCUUCCCACAAUCAUCACCGGCACCCUCAUCAACGCCACAAUCUGCGGUUCAAGAUCAAGAAAACAAGAGGAAAAGACAUUACAGAGGAGUGAGGCAAAGGCCAUGGGGAAAAUGGGCAGCUGAAAUUCGUGACCCGAAGAAAGCAGCCCGAGUAUGGCUUGGCACUUUUGACACAGCUGAAGAUGCAGCCCUUGCUUAUGAUAGAGCUGCUCUCAAGUUCAAAGGCAACAAGGCAAAGCUAAAUUUUCCUGAACGAGUCCAAGGGAACCGGGAGGUGAGCCAUUUAACUGGUCCCGGAGACUCGAGCUCGGUCCGUUCCGAACAAAAUCCUACACCGGUGGUAGUCGAACCUUCAUCAUGGUCGACUCAGGAUUCAUACCCUCACUUGUUUCAAUAUGCUCAGCUGCUUUCAAGUAGUAAUGAUGCUGAUAUCUCGUAUUACACCUCGAAUCUCUUCAACUUCAAUCAAGAAUCUUUAUCUCCUCAAUUCUCUUCAAUGUCUGCACCAUCCACACUACCAUCACAGUACUACCAGCCGGACCUUACAAGAUUGCCGACCAAUUACGAUGGCUCUUCGGGUCCUGAAUAUUAUCAUCCUCAACAACACGGGAAGGACUUCGAUCCCAGAAACAGAAGCGAGUAG
Hibiscus syriacus is the source of this 834-nucleotide messenger RNA. RefSeq names its product ethylene-responsive transcription factor ERF113-like. The transcript is spliced from 2 exons. Gene Ontology annotation, molecular function: DNA-binding transcription factor activity; DNA binding. Gene Ontology annotation, biological process: regulation of DNA-templated transcription; ethylene-activated signaling pathway. The record is from RefSeq and is a predicted model, not a curated record. Lineage: Eukaryota; Viridiplantae; Streptophyta; Magnoliopsida; Malvales; Malvaceae. Bases 16 to 834 code for a protein of 272 amino acids.